AUGAAACCAUUUUCUCCAGUACAAAGUUUACGUCACAUUCCCACAAACGCUUCGGAGGUUAGGUUUGUUGAUCCGCAACAUAAUCUCGGAGAUGUUGAUUUAUUACAUCAAAUUGGCUACAAGCAAGAAUUAAGACGUCAUUAUUCAACCAUACAAGUUUUCGGUAUAGCAUUUUCAAUUAUGGGUCUCCUACCUAGUAUAGCUUCCGUCCUCAACUCUGGUAUAUCUACUGGGCCUGCUGGUCUAGUCUGGGGUUGGUUCAUUGCUAGUUUUUUUAUCUUUUGCGUCGGUAUUUCCAUGAGUUUCUUGGGUAGUGCUAUACCAACAAGCGGUGGAUUGUAUUACUACACAAACUAUUAUUGUCCCGACCGAUUCAGGGUGCCCUUGAGUUAUUUGAUUGGAUGUUCAAACUCCCUUGGAUUGACUGGUGCUAUUUGCAGUAUUAGCUAUGGAUUUGCAGUCGAGGUUCUAUCGGCUGUCUCACUUGCAAGGGACAACAACUUUGAAUUGACAAAUGCAAAAUCGUAUGGUGUAUUUGCUGCAAGCAUCGUCUUGAAUAUGGUUAUCUCAUGUUUGACAACUAAACAUGCUGCAAUGUUGCAAACAAUCUCAAUUUGUGUUAACGUGUUUUUGGUUGUACUAUUCCUUAUUGCUGUUCCAGUUGGAUUUUCAAGACACAAUAGCUUCAACUCAGCAGGGUACAUAUUUGGCAAGUAUGAAAACUCAAGGGAUUGGCCAAUAGGGUGGAGUGCCAUCAUGUCAUUCAAUCCAGCUUUAUGGACGAUUGGGUCAUUUGAUUCAGUCAUUCAUUGUUCUGAGGAAGCAUUAAAUGCCCAAAAGUCUAUUCCUGUGGGGAUAUUAGGCUCUAUAGCUGCGUGUUGGUUCUUGGGAUGGGUAAUAGUAAUAGUGUGUGCAGCUUGUAUUAAAGACGGUGAUACUGCACGUGUCCUCUAUUCCGAAACAGGAUCGCCCAUGGCUCAAAUCAUUUACGAUGCGUUGGGAAAGAAAUGGGCUGUCGCGUUCAUGUCGUUGAUCUGUGUGGGUCAGUACCUCAUGGCUAUUUCCUUGAUGAUUGCGUUAUCAAGACAAGUUUGGUCGUUUGCAAGAGAUGAUGGGUUACCAGUGGUUUAUAAAUGGGUCAAGUAUGUCAAUCCAAAGAUAAGGGUGCCUGUGAGAGCAACGAUUUUUGCCAGUUGUUGUGCAUUAGUCAUGGGCUGUUUAUGUAUAAUCCCUGGAUCUGCUGGAUCUGCUGCACUAUUUUCGCUUGCUAUUGCUUCAAACACUUUGGCGUGGGGUACGCCAGUGGUUCUUGUUGUUUUGCCUUAUGGCAGAAAGAAGUUUAUUCCAGGGCCCUUUUACUUUGGGAAAACUUUGAGCUUGAUCAUCAACAUCGUUACUUCGCUUUUUCUUCCCUUUGUUAUCACAAUGAGUAUGUUUCCGGAAUCCACACGGGUUGAUAAAGACAGUAUGAAUUACACUUGUGCAAUCAACGGAGGUGUUUGGCUAUUGUCUAUAAUUUACUAUUAUGCGUGGGCGUGGAAGAAUUACACAGGGCCCAAGUCUAAUCUUGAUGGCACAGAGUCGGAAGAAGAGGAGUCCAGUGUUAAAAACGUUGAUGAAAUUUUGGGAGAGAAAGCAUAG
Messenger RNA from Lodderomyces margitis, 1641 nucleotides. RefSeq lists its product as uncharacterized. NCBI's taxonomy places the organism in Eukaryota, Fungi, Ascomycota, Pichiomycetes, Serinales, Debaryomycetaceae. The transcript has a single exon. Gene Ontology annotation, cellular component: membrane. Gene Ontology annotation, biological process: transmembrane transport. The record is from RefSeq and is a predicted model, not a curated record. Gene Ontology annotation, molecular function: transmembrane transporter activity. The coding region runs from base 1 to 1641 and encodes 546 amino acids.